Gambusia affinis (western mosquitofish) is the source of this 2605-nucleotide messenger RNA. RefSeq names its product mast/stem cell growth factor receptor Kit-like. Bases 835 to 2472 code for a protein of 545 amino acids. Gene Ontology annotation, molecular function: transmembrane signaling receptor activity. The record is from RefSeq and is a predicted model, not a curated record. Gene Ontology annotation, biological process: cell surface receptor signaling pathway. The transcript has 10 exons. Lineage: Eukaryota; Metazoa; Chordata; Actinopteri; Cyprinodontiformes; Poeciliidae.
AGGUCCAUCAGGUUGGUACCCAUGAAGUUCUGCAGCCUACAGAACCGGGUCAGGCUGAGGUUUGGACCAGACCGCCUCCUUCAUUACUCUGUAAACAUCAGAACAGAACCAAACCGUCGGACCUUCAGCCUCUCGUCUCAGUUUCCUGUUUUUGCUUUUCACUCAGAUUUUCCACAGCGACGUUUCAGAACCGCUGACCCUGACCUGGUUCUGGUUCUGCAGCUGAACCCAGUCUGGACCUGAGCCGGGCUCUGCAGGGAGAGGAGCUGCUUCACCUCCAUCUGAACCAGAACCGGCCAGAGUCUGUCUGAGGCGGGAAGGUCCAGAACCAACGAGACCAGAACCUGAAACAAAUUUAAUGUUCAGUUUCACCUCAGAGCUGAAGCUUCUGGUCUCAACAUGCAGAUCAGAACCAGAACCAGAACCAGAGUUCAGGUUCUUCAUUCUCUCACCAUCAGAGUGAAACUCAGGUUGUGGAAACGUUUCACAUCACGAAGCCACAGAGAGGCAGCUCUGGGCCACCAGAACCACAGAACCAGAACCAGAACUGGAAAAAUGGUGGGGUCACCUGGAGGUCACCUGGAGGUCACCUGUUAACAGCUGGAGGCUCCAGCAGCUGCAGCCCCAAUGGGACCAGAGUUAAGAUGAUUAUUAUUAAUAAUAAUAAAUCAACAGGCCUUAAAAACACAUUUAGAUUCAUAAACUGCCUUCAUCCUGGCUGAUUUUUAUUUCCUCUUCGUUUCCAUGGAGACGCCAGUGUUUCUCUGCUUGUCAGGUUUUCCUCCUGCAGUUUCAACAUCAGUGAUCUGAACUCUCAGCCCUGAGGGACUCCAGAUGAAGCUGCGAGUGAAGCAGCAGUUUGGUGCCAAGAGGCUGAUUCUGUCGUGUCACGUCUCUCUCACAUCCUCCUGCUGCGGUUUGGCUCAACAGGAAGUUCUUCACUUCUCUCUGAGACGGACGGACAGAACGGCUUCAGCUGCAGACGAGAUGAACGCCGACGAGAUGAAUGGCAACGAGAUGAACACCACCACGCCGCCGCUGCUGCUCUGUUUAUUUCUGAGCUGCAGCUGCCAGACGGUUUCCUGCCACGAGCUGUCCCGUCCCUCCUCCCUGGUCGUCUCCCCCAACCAGCCUCAGUUCUAUGAGUACGGUUCUGUCUCCCUCAGCUGUGAGCAGUUUGGACCGGACAGAUGGACGGUGUGGAGACAAACCAACUCGGGGUUGCAGGUGUUUCCAUGUUCUGAGUGGGGAAGUCAAACCUCCUCCACCUGCACCAUCAGCACCCUAAAGACCUCGGACAGCGGCGUGUACUGGUGUGAGUCCAGACACCGGGACAGCAGCCACAUCGUCAUCAUCACCGUCACCACUAAAGAGGUGGUUCUGAUCGGUCCGGUCCUUCCUGUGAUGGAGGGAGAUGACAUCACUCUGACCUGUCAACAUAAGAGAGCUCCAGGUUCAAACGCUGAGUUCCUCAAAGACGGAUCCAAGAUGGCGUCUGAAGGUAGCCUGAUCCUGCGGAACGUCUCCAGGGCCCAUGAAGGAGGUUACACCUGUAGAAUCAACGGCGUUACGUCUGAGACCUACUGGCUGCUCCUCAGAGAUGUGUCCCAGCCGGCGUCUCUGAGCGUGAGUCCGGACUAUUCUCAGGUUCUGGAGUAUCAGUCCUUCAGUCUGAGCUGCAGCAGCUCGGCUCCAGGAUGGACCAUCAAACGCUUCUCUAACCAAACCAGAAAGACGUCCAGCUGUGGGGAAUACGGGGACGUCCUGUCUUCUUCUGUCUGCAGGGUGCAGACGGCCAAGGCGUCUGACAGCGCCCUCUACUGGUGUGAGUCUCCGACCAAGCAGCGGAGCAACACGGUUCAGAUUACCGUGUAUAAGUAUGAGAAACCGGUGGUUCUGCUGACUCCGGCUCUGCCUGUGGCGUCUGGACGAAACGUUAACCUGACCUGCCUGACCAGGAGCCCGUCUGCUGCCUCGGCCGAUUUCUACAGAAACGGUUCCUUCAUCGGGAAUGGAUCCUGGUCCUUCCUGCUGCGCUCCGUUUCCACGGAUCAUGAAGGUUCCUACCACUGCAGGAUGGGAGCCCAAGUCUCUCCACCCGGCUGGCUGUCAGUCAGAGGUCAGGGGUCAGGGGUCAACAUGAAGGAGAAACUGCUGACGGGUCAAAGGUUUCUGGGUUUCUCUCUGCAGCUGAUCCAGAUCCGGAUCCAGAUCCGGAUUCUUCUUCUCCUCUUCACUCCAUCCUGUGGAAAAUCCUCUACGCUCCGGUUUCCAUCUUUUAUUUCAUCCCCACCUGCGUCUUCAUCUACAAGCUCAGACACAGAGCCACAGGCUGGAGCCCAGCGGGCCGGACCAGAACCUCUGGACCCAGACGAGCCGCAGAAGAAGCAGCAGCAGGUGGAGACGACUAUGACGACGCCAUGGCUCCUGUCACCACCAGGCAUCAUUUCUGAAUCUGAUUUUAACCUCUGACCUCUGAAUGUUUCCACUCUGUGUCGUUUGUUUCUAUAAAAUCUGUAUGAAGCAUAAAGAAUAAAAUAUAACUUUUUUAAAAAUAUUAGUUUCUUAACUUUCCUGGUUCAGGAAGGAAACUGAACCAUGAAAC